Molecule: messenger RNA, 1218 nt
Organism: Nannochloropsis gaditana CCMP526
Exons: 9
Coding region: 1-1218 (405 amino acids)
Cellular component (GO): endoplasmic reticulum; COPII-coated ER to Golgi transport vesicle
Source: RefSeq, a predicted model, not a curated record
AUGGCGCCAGUUUCUUCACGGGGCAUCAAGAGCUUCGACUUCUACCGUAAAAUUCGUAUCAACUUCAACAUCACCAUGCUUGACGUGCCCUGCGAGUUCGCGACGGUGGACGUCUUGGACGUGCUGGGGACUAAUCAGCAGAACGUGACCAAGAACAUCGAGAAGUGGAACUUGGACCAGAACGCUCAGCGACGCAUGUUUCAAGGCCGCAACCGCGAGCAGCGCGACCUCGUCCACGACGACCACCAUCCGGCUCUGGACCUGGCGCACCAAGACGGCGAGCACGCGCUGCCCCUCGGCAAGGACGACUUCGCGGGCUUCGUGGCGGGGCAGGAGUACGUGUUCGCCAAUUUCUACGCGCCCUGGUGCGUCUGGUGCCAGCGUCUGGCCCCGACCUGGGAGGCCUUCGCCGAGGCGUUGGAGAGACAGCAGUUCAACAUCAAGGUGGUCAAGAUUGACUGCGUGGAACACCGGGACCUGUGCGCAGAGAGCGUGAUCCGCGCCUUCCCCACGCUCCGGCUCUAUAAGGCCGGCAAGGCCAUCUCGCCCGACUACCGCGAAGACAGGACCGUGGAGGCGCUGACCUCGUACAUAGAGCGAACGCUGGACCUGCACGCCAAGGUCGCCUCGUCGGCCCCCGAGCACCGGGAGAAGAUCGAGCGCACGCUCUUCGCUGAGGCCGAGCACCCGGGCUGCCUUCUGAGCGGCUUCCUGCUCGUGAACCGCGUCCCUGGGAACUUCCACAUCGAGGCGCGCAGCAAGUACCACAACUUGAACCCCACCCUCACCAACGUCUCCCACGUAGUGCACGACUUGACCUUUGGGCCGCCCGUGACGCGCGAGUACAGGGAAAAACUGGCCCUCCUGCCCAAGGGCUUUCAACAGACGCGGUCUCCCCUCGCCGACCAGGUCUACGUGGUCUCCAAGGUGCACCACGCUUUCCACCACUACCUCAAGGUUGUCAGCACUCACUACGAGGUGAGCCGGACAUUCGGGGGUCAGAAGAGCACCGUCUUACAGUAUCAAAUGGUGGCCAACUCCCAGGUCAUGCACUAUCAAGACGACGAGGUGCCCGAGGCCAAAUUCUCCUACGACAUUUCCCCCCUCGCUACGGUCAUCAGCUCUAAGAAGAGAGCAUGGUAUGAGUUUUUGACCUCUCUGAUGGCUAUAAUCGGGGGCACUUUCACUGGGAAGGUGCUCAAGCCCAAAAAGAUGUAA